Messenger RNA from Athalia rosae (coleseed sawfly), 1134 nucleotides. RefSeq names its product ras-related protein Rab-7a (gene Rab7). Lineage: Eukaryota; Metazoa; Arthropoda; Insecta; Hymenoptera; Athaliidae. The record is from RefSeq and is a predicted model, not a curated record. Gene Ontology annotation, cellular component: late endosome; phagocytic vesicle; lysosome. Gene Ontology annotation, molecular function: GTPase activity; GTP binding. Gene Ontology annotation, biological process: phagosome-lysosome fusion; endosome to lysosome transport. The transcript is spliced from 5 exons. Bases 182 to 808 code for a protein of 208 amino acids.
ACAAUCGAUGCUCGAUUCCGAAGCACGAAUCGAAACAGGUGACGGGCGCCGUUGUCAUUCUACUUUGCUCCUCUCUCGUGAUUUCAUAACACGCCAUUUUCUUUGUGUGUAGUGUCGAAGCAGAAGGAAUAACGCAGUUUAUAAUCAAAUAAAAGUUUCAGUUAGUUCUGGAUAGUUGAAAAUGGCAUCGCGAAAGAAAGUGCUGCUCAAAGUUAUUAUCCUCGGUGAUUCUGGAGUAGGUAAAACAUCACUAAUGAAUCAGUACGUGAAUAAAAAGUUCAGUAACCAGUACAAGGCUACCAUCGGUGCCGACUUUCUCACUAAGGAAGUUAUGGUCGACGACAGGAUAGUCACCAUGCAGAUCUGGGACACGGCAGGGCAGGAAAGGUUUCAGUCUUUGGGUGUAGCUUUCUACAGAGGCGCGGAUUGCUGCGUUCUAGUAUUUGACGUUGCAGCACCGAAUACCUUCAAGUCCUUGGACUCUUGGAGAGAUGAAUUUCUCAUUCAAGCGUCGCCAAGAGACCCUGAUAAUUUCCCUUUCGUUGUACUCGGCAACAAAGUCGACCUCCUCGAGACCAGAGCCGUUGCGGGCAAACGAGCCCAACAGUGGUGUCAAUCCAAGAACAAUAUUCCAUACUUUGAGACGAGUGCAAAGGAGGCAACGAACGUCGAACAAGCCUUCCAAACGAUAGCCAAAAACGCCCUAGCUCAGGAAAGCGAGGUGGAGUUGUACAACGAGUUCCCGGAUCAAAUUAAGCUAAGUAACGACCCAAGAAACAACGGCAAAGGAGAUUCCUGUGCCUGCUAGGUACUAAUGUACCUCACCAUGGAGCGAGAAUAUAAGAUCAAACGAUGAUCAGCUCCCGUAUGAUGAGAUCAGGUGCAACUAGACAAAAGAGUCGAGCUGACAUUUUUAGAUUCGGUGAAAUUAACAACCAACAAAAACAAUAGAAAUAAAAAAAUAAACAAAUAAACAAAAGUAAAAUAAUGAUUCAAUGAUUCAUAAAACAUAAACAAAUGAAUAAGAUAUUAUUAACUAGGCUCAGAACUCUAAUUUCUGAUUUAUAUUAUUUUAUUGUAUAUGUGAAAUGUAUAGGUAUAUCUAUAUUGAAAAAAAUAAAAUAUUGUAUAGCA